This is a messenger RNA of Cavia porcellus (domestic guinea pig), 1050 nucleotides long. RefSeq names its product transport and Golgi organization protein 1 homolog. The record is from RefSeq and is a predicted model, not a curated record. The transcript has 8 exons. The coding region runs from base 1 to 813 and encodes 270 amino acids. NCBI's taxonomy places the organism in Eukaryota, Metazoa, Chordata, Mammalia, Rodentia, Caviidae. Gene Ontology annotation, cellular component: endoplasmic reticulum exit site; endoplasmic reticulum membrane. Gene Ontology annotation, biological process: protein secretion; vesicle cargo loading; endoplasmic reticulum to Golgi vesicle-mediated transport.
AUGACAGCAGAGCCUGCAGGCUUGCUGGUGGACAGUGGUCGAGUCCAGGAACUGGUGGAGGAACACUUGGGGAACUGCCUAUGGAGGAACUGCACCAACUUCUGGCUGCCAGCAGAGAAUGGCAGUGAGGAGCUUUCUGAACGGGUCCUGGAAAAUGAGAAAUCUGUAGGGAAGCUAAAGGAGGUUAUUUCAAUGAAUGCCUCAGAAUUUUCCAAGCUACAGCAGGAAGUUGAAGACCAGAAGAAGCUGAACGCUAAACUCAGCCAGCGAAUCAGGUCGUUGGAAAAGUCUCAGAGGGAUCUGGAAGCCACUCUCCAUGAUAAGGAUGAUAGCAUUGGUGCUCUGAACAACUGCAUCAUGCAGCUGAACCGGUUGGAGGAGAGGGGAUCAGAAUCUGAGGGUCGAGGUCCAGGCAGAUGUGAGCCAGGUGAAUUAGCCAAAGGAGAAGUGGGAGGUGGGGAAAAUAAGAAGGCUCACAUGCACCAGCUGAUGGAUGUCUCCCGGAAAGAUCUCCAACUCCUGGAGUUGAAGCUGAGAGCCUCCCUGUCUGCCAAAUGUGAUCUGGAAGACCAGAUCGUGAAGCUAGGUGAGGACUGCGGCAGGCUGCAGGCGGACAAGGCCCGGCUGGAGGAGGAGUUUAGCAUGCUGCAGCAGAAGGUGGAGGUCCUGAAGGAGCUGUCCCACCAGAAGGAGCUGGAGCUGCAGAAGAUACUGAGUCAGGCGGAAUGUGCACAGCAGCAGCGAGAGCAGGCGCUGAGGGCUGUGGAUGAGAAGGUGGUGCCGGCCACAGAGGAGGUGAAAAUCUACAAGUGAGUGUGGCGUCCGAGAAAGAGGAACUGGGCUGAGUUGCUUUGUUACAUAGAAGAGAUGGGCACAGAAGCACAUGAGAAGCCCAAGAAUGGAAUGUAUUUAACUCACACGGGGAGGGGUUCUACAUUAACAGACCAAGGCUUGUUAACAGCGAAGCUCCUUUGCAGAUGUGUCCUGUGCCCAUUUUUAGGAAGUCGGCCUGCUUCUGUCACACGUCUACACCCACCAGAGUCUCAGUGC